Hibiscus syriacus is the source of this 2107-nucleotide messenger RNA. Its product is annotated as serine/threonine protein phosphatase 2A 57 kDa regulatory subunit B' theta isoform-like. The record is from RefSeq and is a predicted model, not a curated record. Gene Ontology annotation, cellular component: protein phosphatase type 2A complex. Gene Ontology annotation, biological process: signal transduction. Gene Ontology annotation, molecular function: protein phosphatase regulator activity. NCBI's taxonomy places the organism in Eukaryota, Viridiplantae, Streptophyta, Magnoliopsida, Malvales, Malvaceae. The transcript is spliced from 3 exons. The coding region runs from base 230 to 1804 and encodes 524 amino acids.
UACUUGAGCUUGGACUUGUUGUGUUUUAGAUGUUUUUUCUUCCAACAAUCGAAUUGGGUUUAUGUUGCUGUUCGUAGAAACAAGGAAUUCCUCUGUUGCCAUUGAAUAAAUAAUUCAUCUUAGUGAGGACGGAGUUGCACAUUUAUCGGUGAAUUGACUCAUUGAUGGAAUCUAUGCUUUGGUUUCUGGUAUUUGAUGGUGCAUUUGAUUUAAAGGGUUCAGAGUAAGGAUGAUCAAACAAAUACUUAAUAGGCUCCCUCGUAAACCAUCUAAGUCGAGUGACAAUCGUGAGGGGGGAACAUUUACUUCCUCAUCGAAUGCUUCUACCAGUUCGAGGAACAGCAAUUUGGCAAGUAAUCGAUAUGAAAACUCGAGUGGUGCAUCGUUUUCUGGUUUUAAUUCUACUCCAAGUUCAGGGCUGAAUCAAGGGAAUAAGAUUUCUCAAGUGGUGAAUGCCAAGUUGAAUUGGAAUACUUUCGCUGCUUCCUUUGAGGCAUUGCCUAGUUUUAGAGAUGUUCCAAAUUCCGAGAAGCAGAACUUGUUUAUCAGAAAACUCAACAUGUGUUGCAUCAUGUUUGAUUUCACUGAUCCAAUGAAAAACAUCAAAGAGAAGGAUGUCAAGCGGCAAACUUUGCUAGAGCUUGUGGAUUAUGUUUCAUCUGCUAAUGGGAAAUUUUCGGAGAUUGUUAUGCUAGAAAUUGUUAAGAUGGUGUCUGUAAAUUUGUUUAGAACGCUUACUUCUCCACCACGUGAGAACAAGGUUUUAGAAGCCUUUGAUUUGGAAGAGGAGGAGCCUUCAAUGGAUUCCGCAUGGCCUCAUUUGCAAGUUGUUUAUGAGUUUCUUUUGAGGUUUGUGGCAUCACCCGAGACUGAUGCAAAACUGGCAAAGCGAUAUAUCGAUCACUCUUUUAUUCUAAGGUUGUUAGACCUUUUUGAUUCGGAGGACCCCAGAGAAAGGGAAUACCUGAAAACUGUGUUGCAUCGCAUCUAUGGGAAAUUUAUGGUCCAUCGUCCAUUCAUCAGAAAAGCAAUCAACAACAUCUUUUUCCGAUUUAUCUUUGAAACCGAAAAACACAAUGGAAUUGCGGAGCUAUUAGAAAUACUUGGUAGUAUAAUUAAUGGGUUUGCUUUGCCACUGAAAGAAGAACAUAAGCUCUUUCUUGUCCGUGCAUUAAUACCACUUCACAAACCAAAGUGCAUACCCAUUUACCAUCAGCAAUUGUCUUAUUGCAUUACUCAAUUUGUGGAGAAAGACUGCAAGCUUGCUGAUACUGUUAUUCGGGGCUUGCUAAAGUAUUGGCCAAUUACAAAUAGCUCGAAAGAAGUCAUGUUCUUGGGUGAACUGGAGGAAGUUUUAGAAGCCACACAACUUGCUGAGUUUCAACGCUGCAUGGUUCCCUUAUUCCGCCAGAUAGGCCGUUGCUUGAGUAGCUCGCAUUUUCAGGUGGCUGAGAGGUCUUUAUUCUUAUGGAACAAAGAUCAUAUCGAAAAUCUAAUAAAACAGAACCGGAACGUUAUACUUCGCAUUAUCUUCCCCUCCUUGGAAAAGAAUGCUAGAAACCACUGGAAUCAAGCAGUGCAGAGCUUGACGCUAAACGUCCGCAAGAUUUUCUCCGACACCGACCCUGAUCACUUUGAGGAAUGCUUGCAUAAGUUUGAAGAAGACAAAGCACGGGAAAGCGAGGUUAAAUCAAAACGUGAAGCCACAUGGAAACGAUUAGAAGAGAUUGCUGCGAUGAAAGCUGCAAGUAAUGAACCCGUGCUUGUCCCCCCUAAAGCAACUGCUCUCAAGCCAUCUUGCUAGGACAAAAAGAAUCUCCAUUUCAGCCCUCGAUGUUUCGUGUUGAGAUCUGUAUGCAAACCGUGGGUCGGUGGAUUGGGGACAAUGAAGCUGAUUUUUCUUUCAUAUAAAGUGUUCCACCUGAAAAUUUUGGUUUGCUUGGAUUCAUCAAGAUUGAUGCUUUUUAUGUGGGGUAAAUCUAAAGCCCCUUUUGCUCAUAUAUGCAUAUAUUUUGUAUAUAUAAUGGAUUUGGGGACAAUGAAAACAAAUGAGUUUGGUUUGUAAACCAUUCAUAAUCUUUAAAGGUGGAUUCCACUUAUUUGGAUC